This is a messenger RNA of Vollenhovia emeryi, 2291 nucleotides long. RefSeq names its product multifunctional methyltransferase subunit TRM112-like protein (gene Trmt112). Gene Ontology annotation, biological process: tRNA methylation; rRNA (guanine-N7)-methylation; peptidyl-glutamine methylation. The record is from RefSeq and is a predicted model, not a curated record. Gene Ontology annotation, molecular function: protein heterodimerization activity. Lineage: Eukaryota; Metazoa; Arthropoda; Insecta; Hymenoptera; Formicidae. The transcript has 3 exons. The coding region runs from base 109 to 483 and encodes 124 amino acids.
UUGAUUUGUUUAUAUUGCGUCUAUGGUAGUGGCUGUGUAUGUUUUGCUUCUCUGUAUAUCUCGCAUUAGGAUAAAUAAUUCGCCGUCAAUUUCUCAUUCUGAAAAAAUAUGAAGCUCCUCACGCACAAUAUGUUAACGUCUAAAGCUAUAAAAGGCGUGACGUGCGGUUAUCCUCUAAAAAUUAUGGCUCGAGACAUCAGAGUAUCCGAAGUAGACUUUAAUCCAGAAUAUAUCGCCAGGAUAAUUCCAAAAUUAGACUGGACAGUGCUGUGGAAAGCUGCCGAGAGCAUAGGACAUGUUGGCGAAUUACCUAAGGUUCUAAUAGAAGACUUCGAGACAAAUGAGGACUUUUUGAAAAAGGCCCAUCACGUUCUGUUGGAAAUCGAAGUUAUAAACGGAGAUUUAUUGUGUCCAGAAUCCGGCAGAAAGUUUCCAAUAAACGAUGGCAUUCCAAACAUGCUUUUAAACGAAGACGAAGUUUAAAUGGCAGAACCAAAUACUCGAAGAAUGCUAUUUGUCAUUGUUUUCAGAUAAAGCUCUUCUGUAUCAUUGUUCCUUUCAAUACAUCUAGUUGUGUGUGUACAUAUGUAUGCACUUAUGCAUAUACAUUCUAUUACUAUCUUAUUUUUUUAUAUUGAUACCAAAUGUUAAUAUUUGAAUAGGGAUGUAGAGAGCAAUUUCUAUUUAGCGUACAAGUGGUUAAGUUUGAGUGCAUACUUACGCGUACGCGUACGUGUGGAACUUUUGAUAAACUUCCAUUAUGAAUAAUUUGGAAAUACGUUGGGUGGAAAUGCAGAAUAAAAUACACGUAAAAUAGAAAAAUUUGUUUUCAUAGAUUCAAAGUUUUCUUUUAAUUAUACCAGUUCUGAUUCACGUUUAUUUACGUCGCCUGAAAACGGACGUUCUUGUUAUUAACCGGUCGUUGCGAUAAAUAUAUUCCUCGAUAAUCGAAUUAAAAGUUACCCGUCGCAGAUUAUGGGAGGUCUAGGGUCAAACCUUGGCUGAGGUAAUGUUCCUCGCAAUAAAUUUUUUACAGUGAUUGUUACAUAGCAUGUGUAUAAAAAUUAAAUUCUUUAUCAAUUUAAGUAUUUCAUUUUACUGUUCCAACAAAUAAGGUGUGUGUUGAGACCCACAGAUAACCAGCGCGCAGUUUACCGAGUUUGGAACAAUGAUAAUAUGAUAAUAUGUGCAUACUUUGUGCACUCUAAAGUUCCAAAUAGAAAACACAUAGAAGUAGCUUUUGACAUUUUAUUACCUUCAGAUGACGGAAAUUUAUCUCGUUUGACCAGCCUAGCAUGCAUAAGCAACAAUUAAUUAUAAAUUAAUAAUUCUUAGUGUAUAGGUGAUUAAAUUAGAUUAAAUUGCCGUGUAUAUAUAAUACGAUUAUAGAUGUUUUAUUGCACAGAUAUGUCUAAAGACAAUAAGAUAUAAUUUCUUGUAUCAUUUGCAAUACUUAACAUACAACAUUUUUUUUAUUUACAUCACAUUUAUAUUGCUACCUAGAUAAUUUGCUCGAGUAUUAUCUACACGAGUAUUACCUACUCGUUCUUAGAGCGAGUUAGCAAUGUAACAUUUUGAUACAAUUGUUUUACUACAGUUAAGAGCAUAGCAAACUCUUAUAGCAAUAUUACAAUGAAGUAUAUUAAAUUAUAAUAAGUAGAAUAUAACCUAGCAUAUAGUCUCUUUGAAUAUAAGGUAAUACUGGUUGAUAUACGAAAAAUAUGUCUUUUGACAAAUAUUUUUACAUGUAUGUAACACAUAUGUAAGUUAUCUUGGACUUAAAUUGAAACUAUCAAAGUUAUUUGUAUAUCCAUUUGGUGUGAGAAAUACAAUAAUUUACUGAUAGAUGAACAUACUUUUGGAGAUUAAUUUUCUAAUUGCAAGAUGCUUAUAAAGUAGCACAAAAUGCUUCGUAAUAUCUUAAAUUGUAAUUUGUUAUCUGAAAUAAGUGUUGCAGUUUUGUAGUCUGCAGUUUUACAAUUAUUUAUAAUCUGUUGUCCAACUGAAAUCCUUUCAUAAAAUUAUAAUAAUUUUAAAUGCUACGCAAUUGAAAAUGUUAUCACUGUUUCUUCUUAUAAAUAGAACAAUGCAUAUUUCAAGUACACAAAUUUGACAACAUUAAACAAAGCAUUUUUUUACAGACUAAUAUAAUAAACAAAUAUAUUUUAAGAAGUACUUAAAAAUGAAAUGGCUUUAAUCUAAUGGCUAUUAUCGAAGGACGUGCAAUAUUAUCUACUUGUAGUUUUCUGUACCAUGGCAAUGUUCAAAAUAUAGCAAAAUAUAUUACUUUA